Messenger RNA from Sipha flava (yellow sugarcane aphid), 932 nucleotides. RefSeq names its product signal recognition particle receptor subunit beta (gene SrpRbeta). Gene Ontology annotation, biological process: Golgi to plasma membrane protein transport; intracellular protein transport; protein localization to organelle. NCBI's taxonomy places the organism in Eukaryota, Metazoa, Arthropoda, Insecta, Hemiptera, Aphididae. Gene Ontology annotation, cellular component: Golgi apparatus. The record is from RefSeq and is a predicted model, not a curated record. The transcript is spliced from 5 exons. Bases 138 to 863 code for a protein of 241 amino acids. Gene Ontology annotation, molecular function: GTP binding.
UCGUCACUGAUAAGUGAUAACGGGCUCCACUGAAUGUUAUGAUCUUGUUUUUAAUUUUAAUUUUGUUUUCGUUUAUUACAGUUUUUCUCACAAGUUAAUUUUUUCUAUUUCAUUAUUGUUUCUGAAUAUCAUUCGUUAUGUCUUUGAACGCUACAAAAGCGCAAGGAAAUGAUUAUUUCCUUACCAGAGAGCUGUUAGUAGCUCUUCUUGUUCUGAUUAUCACUAUUGUAUUAUUUGUCUUGUGGAAGAAAAGCCGUAAGGCUAAUCGAGAUGUACUCCUUGUAGGAUUGUGCGAUUCUGGUAAAACAGCUCUGUAUGCGUAUUUGUUAUACAACAAACCGAUACAAUCCUUCACAUCCCAAGUGGAGAACUUGGGCGAUUAUAAAAGCAAGAAAAACUUGUUACGCUUAGUUGACAUUCCUGGGCAUGAGAGAGUGUUUACAAAAUACUUGGAUAUUUAUAAAAAUACUUGUAAAGGUGUUAUGUUUGUUAUUGACUCAGAAACUGUAGAGACUGACUUAUGUGAUGUUGCCGAGUUAUUAUAUAGAAUCUUAACUGAUGUUACACUCCAAUCCAACAAAAGCAAAAUUAUAGUACUAUGUAACAAACAAGACAAACUUAUGGCCAAAGGAUCAGAAGUGAUCAAGACAUUGCUGGAAAAAGAACUCGAUACAUUGAGGUUAACAAAAUCAAAUCAGUUGGAGAGUAUUGAUGGAAAAAUAAAUAAAACCAUAUUGGGCAAGAAAAAAAAGCGUUUUGAAUUUGCACACUGUCACGUACCAGUUGAGUUUGCUGAAGUAUCGUCUGCAUCUCAAGAUGUAGUUUUAGAACCAAUCAAAGAUUGGUUGGACAAAAUUCAGUAAAUAUCAAUAUUAUAUUUGUAAUUUAUGUUACGAGUUAUACAUUAUACAAUAAUGCAUUAAUUUUUCCUA